Messenger RNA from Bombyx mandarina (wild silkworm), 875 nucleotides. RefSeq lists its product as uncharacterized. NCBI's taxonomy places the organism in Eukaryota, Metazoa, Arthropoda, Insecta, Lepidoptera, Bombycidae. Gene Ontology annotation, biological process: cellular response to hydrogen peroxide. The record is from RefSeq and is a predicted model, not a curated record.
AAGACAAUUUCAAAUUAUGGUUCCAAUAAAUAAUGGCGGAUUUGUGGUAAACAAGUGUUUGUUGUUAAACUAUUCAUUAUUUACAUUAGUGAUCCGAGCAUUUUGAACAAUUUUAAUGGUUAUUGUGUUCUAAUAAAACUCGUAAUUGUAGAAGAAGCAUCUUAAACGCUAAUAAACAUGACCAGAGAAGAUGUAGUUUUGGGAUUUGAAAUGGGAAAGUUAGAAAUUGAACCUGGCAAACCUAAUAAGGAGAGACAUCCUGAAAAUCCAUUUAUACCCAUGUAUCCAGCUAGGAGUGUGUUCACAAGAGUAGUUAAGAAAAAAUGUACAUGCAUGUCACAAAAGAGAUUUUUUAACCGGGGUGUCAGUAAGAAGAAAUACAAUAAUAACAUUCUCAAAGAGCCUGUGUUAAAAAUUCUGCAAUGUUGUGAUAAUAACGAUAUAUCAAAGAAAUGUAGUCUACCAACAGAAAAUAAUGAAACAUUGAAUAGCGACACAUUAAAUUUGUGUACAUUGGUGCAAAAUUGUAACCAGUUGAAGAUAUCUUCAGAGUCGAAUGAACCACCAACUAAAUCAACGCAUAGUGAUAGUAGCACAAAAUGGUGGCGAAAUGAUAUUGCUAAGCUAAAAGAGAAAAACCAGGCAAAACAAAGCACCCAAAAUAAUUCAUGUUGUCAGCAGGCUUUGAAUCCACCUUGUGAUGUAACAAUUGAUGAAUUAGCUAGUUAUUUCGAAACCCUGGUUCACAUACCUAAAAAAAUGUCUUCAAUGGCGGAAAUGAUGUAUAUUUAAGUAUUAUUAUCAGUCUAGAAUAAAUCUUUGAAUUUGAUGAUAAUAUUGUGUGUAAAAUGAUAAAAAUUUUGAAUAUAAAAUGC